UUUUGUUCCUUUUUUUUUUCCCCAACUAGUUUCUCUUUUCCCUCUCGUUUGUCUACCUAGUCCAAUUAAUGAUAUUGUUUAGGAGUACAUAAUUUUUUUCCUUUUUGGUGGAGAGAAUAGUGAGCAGAAUUUUAAUUUAAUAUACUCAAAGUUUGCGGCUUUGUAUUCUCAUCGUGGUGUGAAUUCUCAAGUCAAGCAAAGUCCUCUUUCACACAUCAAUCUCAUGACCUUGGUUGGAGAAUCUAGGGUUUGACAGCACCAAGUCCUGCAAGGUCCGUGCUUUGGUGCUUUUAUUAUUAUUUUCACUGGAAAUUGGGUGUACUGAGUGGGCGCAGAUAUGUCGUGACCUCUAUUUGGUGGUUUGCAUCAAUUUAGCAGACCCAGUUGGUUCUGAUCUCUUUGUCUAUUUUUCUCUGAAAAACCAAUUAUUUGAUGAAAUGAAUCAAUCACAAUCCCUAAUUUGGCUGCGUGUGUGAUGAAAAUGGGCUUUUGUCUAUCUGGGUCCUUUUAUCCCUCGCGCAUGGUCGAAUGUCUGGUGUAUCUGCUGAUAAAUGGGAUUUUCUAGUUUUCUGCAGUAUUUGUCUUACGUUUCUGCCUCUCUGUUCUCUGGGCAAUUAGGUUUUGUCUUCUUCUCUUUCACCUUUUAGGCAGAUAGAGGCUAAGAUGGAAGAGGUUGAAGAAACUAACAGAGCAGCUGUUGAAAGCUGUCAUAAGUUUCUAAACUUGUUGUCUCACCCCCAAGAUCAAUUUCAGCAUCGGAACUUAAGGGUAGAAGCUGAGGAGGCUGUGGGGAAGUUCAAGAAAGUUGUUUCUCUGCUCAGUAACGGUUUGGGUCAUGCAAGAGUCAGGAAACUCAACAGACUUCAAAUUCCUAUUCCUCAAAGCGCACUCUUGGACAUCCCUAAUUGUAGAACAAAUUAUCAAUCAAAGAACUUGCAAUUUCCCCAAAACAGCUUUAGGGACGAGUCAAUUCAGGAAUUGAGAAAUUCGCUCUCCCUGCGAAAUCCAUUGCUGGAAUUGAGCUCAAGUGGGAAAAGUCCUCUCCAGCUCACCCAACAAGCAUCUUCACAGCACUAUCAACUCGUUCAGCAGCAGCAACAAAGGUUAUUGCUGCAGCAGCAUCAACAGCAGAUGAAAUACCAGGCAGAUUUGAUGUACCGAAGGAACAAUAGUGGCAUAAAUCUGAAUUUUGAUAGCUCUAGCUGUACACCUACAAUGUCUUCAACUAGGUCUUUUAUUUCUUCUUUGAGCAUAGAUGGAAGCGUAGCUAACAUGGAUGGAAGUGCCUUUCAUUUAAUCGGUGCUCCUCUCUCUUCAGAUCAGAAUUCUCUACAGCAUAAAAGAAAGUGUUCUGGCAGAGAUGAGGGCAGCGCCAAGUGUGGGAGCAGCAGUACCAGAUGCCACUGCUCAAAGAAGAGGUUAGACUUCUUUCUACAGUCCUUGAUUGAAAACAGAGUAAAGAGAUCAAUUAAGGUUCCUGCUAUCAGCAACAAGCUUGCAGAUAUUCCCCCUGAUGAUUAUUCAUGGAGAAAGUAUGGACAGAAGCCAAUCAAGGGCUCUCCUCACCCUAGAGGAUACUAUAAGUGCAGCAGCAUGAGGGGUUGCCCUGCUAGGAAGCAUGUUGAGAGGUGCCUGGAAGAACCUUCCAUGCUAAUUGUUACCUAUGAAGGCGAGCAUAACCACCCUAAAAUACCAACACAACCUGCAAAUGCAUGACCAUAGAGAGCUUAACCUAGAUCAAGCGAGCCCAACAUUGAAUUUUGUCUCUCUCACUGGUUUCAGAUGCUGCUGUACAUAUUUUGAGCUGUGCAAGCAGGGAUGUUCUCAGCACAGUUUUUUCAAUCUUGCUUAGCUGGCUGAUGCGCCGUUUAGUUGGAAAGCAGGGGAUGAGGAUCAAUGAUCCAGGAAAAAAGAAUGUAAAAUUGGGUAGUUUCGAUUUGAAGGGACCAUUUUUAUCUUUCAUGUUAUAAACAUCACUAGGGUUUUCUUGAUGAAUGAAAUGCCUUUCCAAAUGGUAAAAAAUAUUGUUUGUGGAGUACCGUUAUAACUGCCGUUUAAUUUUAGUUCUCUUGGUCUAAAUAUGUACCCAACCAAUAUUUCUGUGUUAGGUGUUCCACUUUGUAAGUAAAGGAUGGUUAGGACCAUCAAGCUGCCAAGUGCCCAGAUCAAGCCGGUUUCUGGGUUUAUAGAUGUAAAUGCGAAAUUUGGGAUGGUUAAGCCAGGUGAGCUAAAAGCCAAGACUUUACUAGAUUUGAAAGUCAAUCCAUGCAAGGAGUUUUUCCCAAUCUGUUGUGUCUGCUUACUCAGUUGGUUUGAAGCUGUGAAAGUUAACGGGCAGGGCAUGUGAGUCUCAAGGGGACCAAUAUGGGCAGUCAUGCUCCAUCAUUAGUUCUCCGGGGUCCAAUACCAACUGUUGUCAAUAUUAUUUGAGAAUCAAAUCGCUCUUUUGCCCUCUGUAAUCUCUCUCGGCACCACUCAACUGUUCACCCAUUUUUUGGUACA
Molecule: messenger RNA, 2502 nt
Organism: Prosopis cineraria
Lineage: Eukaryota; Viridiplantae; Streptophyta; Magnoliopsida; Fabales; Fabaceae
Product: probable WRKY transcription factor 21
Exons: 3
Coding region: 664-1716 (350 amino acids)
Biological process (GO): regulation of DNA-templated transcription
Molecular function (GO): sequence-specific DNA binding; DNA-binding transcription factor activity
Source: RefSeq, a predicted model, not a curated record